Musa acuminata AAA Group (dessert banana) is the source of this 2357-nucleotide messenger RNA. Its product is annotated as crossover junction endonuclease EME1B. The coding region runs from base 90 to 1940 and encodes 616 amino acids. Lineage: Eukaryota; Viridiplantae; Streptophyta; Magnoliopsida; Zingiberales; Musaceae. The record is from RefSeq and is a predicted model, not a curated record. Gene Ontology annotation, molecular function: DNA binding; nuclease activity. Gene Ontology annotation, biological process: DNA repair. Gene Ontology annotation, cellular component: Holliday junction resolvase complex; nucleus. The transcript is spliced from 13 exons.
ACACCAUUGUUUCGCGCGAUGGAAGCGUCGCCUGACCCUCUCCCAAACCCCAAAGAUCCCCAAUCUUAGAGCGCGUCCCGAUCGCCUUUAUGGAUCGCCGGCCCCUGCCGCCGCCCGCAGUCGCCGUGGACAUUUCGUCCCCUUCUCCCUCGCCGCGUCGUCCCAAGAAGAGGCAGCAGUUGAAACUCGGGGGAAGCGGAGGGCCGCCUCCGACCCUUGUCGUCAUCGACGACGACCUAACUCCUCAGAAGGCCGACGCCACCCGCACCCCCUCCUUUGUUGCCGAGACGCCCCUCUCUCCUGGCUUCGCCUUCGAUUCUGAUCCUUCUGUUGUCAAAUGCAGCCUUUCCCGUGCCAAAUUCGGAAAUGCUUCCUCAGAUAAAUUCGCCGGAAUUACUGGGUUGAUUUGUUUGGAAUCUGAUAAUGAGUCCGAACUUGGUGCACAUUUGGUAAAUGUGAGCAAACAAGAUACCACUAGUGCUUUUUCUACACCACCCGAGCAUGCUGGGACGGAUUUAAGAUUCCACAGAGCUGUAGAUCUAAAAGUUACAGGAGCAGAAAAGGACCAUGACACAUUAUGUUUCCCAAUUGAUGAUGCAGUUUCUGACAGCUACUAUAAGAACAAUAAAGAUAUUAUACAGGAUGGCAGUCAUGGAGUGAUUGAUGACUGCAUUGAUGCCACUUCCAGUUUCGUACAGAUUGUUGGUGCCAGUCCUCUGCAUGGUUGCUGCAUGGCUAAAGAAGCUCUUCUGCAGACUGGAAACCACGGUGAUGAUCAGGAUUGCAUGUUUGAUAAAGAAGAUUUCACUGGAGAUCAGAACUGCAAAGGUGUCAUAGUUGAUGCUAGGAAAAACCACAAAACUGAGGCUGAUGAAAGAAAAAAGAAACUCAAAGAAGAGAAACGUCAUUUACUUGAAGAAAGAAAACGACAGAAACAGCAAGAGAAAUUGAAGAAAGAAGCUUUAAAAUCUGAAGCAGCAGAAGCAAAGAAAUUGGAGAAGGAAAGGCAAAAAUGGGAAAAAGGGAAAUUUGCAUUAAAGUCUAUCUUGGCUGAGAUUGAUGUUAAAGUUAUCGAAAACGGGUCUGUUGGUGGGCAUCUUCUCACUAGGUUUGCAGAGAAAGGUCUAUCUUUUCGUGUAACCUCAAAUCCGGUUGAAAGAUCAAUCAUGUGGAAAAUGAACGUACCUGAUCAUAUUGCAAAGCUUUCCCCUCUUGGAUCAGAAGUGCCAUACAUACUACUUGUGUCUGAGGCAGAGGAAUUUUGUGACCUUGUAAUCACCGAAUCCUUCUUUGACAGCAUUCAUAGAGUCCAAAGUCAGUACCCAACUUUCACGAUAUGCUAUCUUAUUAACAAACUAACGAGUUACAUAAAAAAAUGUGAACAGAAUCAAUACAAAAAUCCAUCAAAUGCUAGCUGUUGGAAAUGCCCACCUGUUGAGGAGAUUUUGUCAAAGUUGACGACUCAUUACUCAAACGUGCAUUCAAGGCAAUGCAUAGAUGAAGCAGAAUUAGCAGAACAUGUUGUUGGCUUAACAUGUAGCCUUGCCAAUUGCCAGUUUAGAAAGAAGUUGACUUGGCUGUCAGUACAUGCUAACGGGUCCAUUGUUCCAAAGGAUUUCAUUGACAAGAAUCUGACUAAAAAGAGUGUCUGGUUGAAAGCACUAAUAGCCAUUCCCAAAGUGCAACCAAGACAUGCUGUUGCCAUUUGGAAGAAGUAUCCAACUAUGAGAUCCCUUUUGAAUGUAUACAUGGACCCAAAUAAAUCGGUCCAUGAAAAGGAGUUCCUGCUUAAGGAUUUGAUGGUUACGGGGAUUGUGGGAACGGAAGACAGGAGGCUAGGUGAGAUUUGUUCAAAGAGAGUGUACAGAGUUCUUAUGGCACAAACUGGAGGCAUAAAAACUGAUGAUGUCGAGGAAGGAGCCGACUUUUUUCACUGUUGAUUCUGCAUUCGUAUGCCGUGCAAUGCGGCGAAUCCAAUCCAAUAGGUUGGGAGAAUCACGGCAACUUCCCUCCCAACAUCACACACGGAGCAUCCAUGCACCCACUCCUCCUGCGGUCCCAUCAUCUCCUCCCCCACCUCUUUUAUCUCUCUCUCUCUCUCUCUCUCUCUCUCUCUCUCUCUCCCUCUCAUCUCAAUUUAAUGCCUCUAACAUUGCCCCUUCUUCCUCGUUCGUAUCUCUCUCUGGAUGCAGACAUAUAGGGAGGGGAUGGAGAAGUGCAGGUCCUUCCCGGAGAUCUCAUCUUCCUCUUGUGAUGGGUUUGGGUACGAGAACAGGUCCAACUCCUACAGCUUCAACGGUCCCGAUGGGAAGGGCGCUGGGUUUGCGAGCUCCACCGACCCCGAGCUGAAGAGGAAG